Notothenia coriiceps (black rockcod) is the source of this 872-nucleotide messenger RNA. Its product is annotated as cyclin-dependent kinase 20-like. Lineage: Eukaryota; Metazoa; Chordata; Actinopteri; Perciformes; Nototheniidae. Gene Ontology annotation, molecular function: protein serine/threonine kinase activity. Gene Ontology annotation, biological process: peptidyl-threonine phosphorylation; cell differentiation; signal transduction. The annotation marks the transcript as partial. Gene Ontology annotation, cellular component: cytoplasm; nucleus. The transcript has 3 exons. The record is from RefSeq and is a predicted model, not a curated record.
UGUGUGUGUGUGUGUGUGUGUGUGUGUGUGUGUGUGUGUGUGUGUGUGUGUGUGUGUGUGUGUGUGUUUCAGGGCGGUGGGCUGUAUUUUCGGGGAGCUGCUGAACGCGUCUCCUCUGUUUCCGGGAGAGAACGACAUCGAGCAGCUGUGUUGUGUCCUCAGAGUCCUGGGAACACCGACUCAGGAAAGCUGGCCUGAGAUCGUGGAGCUGCCAGAUUACAAUAAAAUCACCUUUAAGGAGAAUCCAGCGAUCCCAUUGGAGGAGAUCGUCCCCGACACGUCUCCUCAGGCCGUCGACCUGCUCAACAAGUUCCUGGUUUAUCCGUCCAAACAGCGCUGCUCCGCCAGAAAGGCUCUCCUUCAUCCGUACUUCUUCUCCUCUCCUCUUCCUGCUCACCACUCAGAGCUGCCCAUCCCUCAGAGGGGGGGUCGACCCCCCCGCCAGCGGCUGCAGGCUCCGCCCCCUGACUUCUCCGUGGACCUGCCCCUGCAGAACAGCGUGGUUGACCCCGCUCUGCUGCAGGGCCACGCUUCCUGUCUCUGAACGACCAAUCAGAUUCCUCUCCCAGUGACUCUCUGAUGAUGUUUUUACAUUGUAUGUUUAUUUAUUUUGUUUUGUUUCAUUGACGUGUUUUUCUUUUACUUUCUGAAGUGCGGAAGUGAUUUGUUGAUGAACCUGUACAUAUCAUUGUUCUUUCAUCACAUUUCCUGUUGCUGUUCAGUCAAACUUUCAUAAAGCAUUUCUGCGGUGAAUAAAAAAAGAUGAUAAUAUGAUACAUGAACGUGUGGAAGAGACUUUUAUUAACUCUACAAGGACGAAUCAUUACUAUGGAAGUCCUCUCUGUUGCUGUUAAGCAUGGCGUUGACACAAA